AUGCCGUACAACACCAGUGCUAUUCCUCCGCGCAAGGAGCCCACGGGACAAACCCAACUCCCAUUAUCGCGCGUCAAGAAAAUCAUCAACCAGGACUCCGACAUAGCCAUGUGUUCCAACAAUGCCGCCUUUGUCAUCACUCUCGCAGCGGAAAUGUUCAUUCAGCAUCUCGCAGAGGAAGCCAACACGCAGGCAAAACUGGAGCGGAAGCCUCGCCGCAACAUCCAAUACAAGGACGUCGCCAACGCCGUGUCAACCCACGACAGGCUUGAAUUCCUGGAAGACGUGGUCCCCAAAACAGCCCCCUAUAAGAAGGUCAAGGUCACCGCGUUGGCAACGCAGGCCCGUCUAAGGGGAGAUCUCAAAAUCCCCGAGGAGCGGCCAGAGUCCUCCCCGCAAGUCUCCGCCACAACCAACGGGGGAGGAGGGAAUCCGAUUGUCAACGGCAGUGUCUCGUCGGGGGGUGCUUUUACAGUCCCUCUGAGGAAUGACGACAGACAAAGUGGUGACGAUCCGAAUGAGCAGUUGGAGAUGGAAAUGAGACAGGCUACAGGGAGAGAUGGGGAUGUACGCAUGACGGGUUAA
Molecule: messenger RNA, 585 nt
Organism: Metarhizium brunneum ARSEF 3297
Lineage: Eukaryota; Fungi; Ascomycota; Sordariomycetes; Hypocreales; Clavicipitaceae
Biological process (GO): DNA-templated DNA replication
Cellular component (GO): nucleus; CHRAC
Molecular function (GO): protein heterodimerization activity
Source: RefSeq, a predicted model, not a curated record